Poecile atricapillus (Black-capped chickadee) is the source of this 1594-nucleotide messenger RNA. It is a transcript of the gene ANKRD39, whose product is annotated as ankyrin repeat domain 39. Gene Ontology annotation, molecular function: protein binding. Bases 94 to 906 code for a protein of 270 amino acids. The transcript is spliced from 4 exons. The record is from RefSeq and is a predicted model, not a curated record. Lineage: Eukaryota; Metazoa; Chordata; Aves; Passeriformes; Paridae.
AAAACUGGGGGUGGGGACCCCAAAACUGGGGUGGGGGAGGGGACCCCAAAGGGGGCUCUGAGCGGCCGAGGGCGCCCCCUGGCGCUGGGGGUGAUGUUGACAGUGCGCAUGCGCCGGAUCGAGGGGUCCUUCGGCUCCCUUCGGUAUUUUCCGGCCCCUUGCAUCAUCAUCGGCUCUUUCCGUUCUCACUCGGCCCUUUCCGACCAAUUCAGCCCUUUUCGGCUCCCCUCGGUCCUUUCCGCCUCCCCUCGGCCCUUUCCGCCGCCCCUCGGUCCUUUCCGCCUCCCCUCGGCCCUUUCCGCCGCCCCUCGGCCCUUUCCGCCGCCCCUCGGCCCCGUUCGCCGCCGUUCCCCCGCCGCCAUGGCCGGUGGUCGCCGCUCGCCGCCCGCUCGGUGCUGCCCGGGGCGGGUGGCCGUGCCCAGCGUGCACCAGAGCCUGCCCGAGAUGGACUUCGAGCGGGGGAUCUGGGCGGCGGCGCGGGACGGGGACGAGGCGCGGGUGCUGCAGCUGCUGGAGCGGCGCGGGGACCCCGCGGAGCCCGACCUGGCGGGGUACACGGCUCUGCACUACGCCAGCCGGAACGGGCACCUGGCUGUUUGCCGGCUGCUGCUGGAGCGGGGGGCUCCGUGCGACGCCCGCACCCCCGGCGGGGCCACCCCGCUGCACCGCGCCUGCUACUGCGGCCACCGCGCCGUCACCGAGCUGCUGCUGGAGCACGGCGCCGACCCCGCGGCCGCCGACCAGGACGGCAGAACCGGCCUGCACAAGGCGGCGGAGCAGGGGCACCGCGAGCUCUGCGCGCUCCUCCUGCGGCAGCGGCCGGCGCUCGCCGCUCUCCGCGAUGCGCGGGGCCGGAGCCCGCGGGACGGGGCGCACCCGGCCGUGAGGGACCUGCUGGACGCCUGAGGGGACGCGGCCACGCCCACUCCGCCGCGCUCUGAGCCAAUCGCCGCCCGCCUCUCCUCUUCGCCACGCCCACCUCUGCGCCGCAGCCAAUCGCGUGCAGCACCGCCUCAGGGAAGGCAGCCAAUCAGCGCCCGCGGGGGGCGGAGCCUCGAGGUAUAAACCACGGGGGGAGGAGCCAGGAUUUAAAGGCGCCGCGUCCUUUAAAUGAGCCCCGGUAACCGGAGCCCCUCCCCGGGUAACCGGAGCCCUCCCCCGGUAACCGGAGCCCCUCCCGCGGUAACGGAGCCCCUCCCCUGGCAACGGAGCCCCGCCCCCGGUAACCGGAGCCCUCUCCCAAUAACGGAGCCCCUCCCCCGGUAACCAGAGCCCCGCCCCCCGCGCAGCACCGACACCCAGCACAGAUAUAGAAUUUUUAUUAACCCAUCUGGCAAAAAAGCCCCCUGAAAAAAACCCCAUGAAAUAAAAAUUCCACGGUCGGUUUCACAACCGAGGGGGGGGAGGGGUGGGGGAAGGGCAGAACCGGGAGGGGGAGGCCCGGCCCCCCCCGCCCCUCCCCCCUCGGCCCGAGCUCCCCAAAAAAAUACAAAUCAAACCUGAACAAUAAAUAGGAAUUCCCGUGGGGGGGGAAGGAAAAGGAAGGGGUUUUGCAUAGAGGAAGAUUUAAUAAAAAAAGUUUUUUUUUUUCUUG